UUUUACCUAGACUUCUUUAACGAAGAAAACGAAUUUAAAAAGGGGAAAAAAAAAAAAAAAAAAAAACAGAAGAAGCGAAUACAGCCAACAAAAAGAGAAAAAGAAAGAAGAAAAAGAAAUAAAGGAUUAAAGAAUCAAUCUCUCUUUCUCUUGCUUUUGCCAACUACACACAUCAUCACAUACACCACACUAAACUCGCCACCCUAUAACACACACUCACUCUCUUCUCUUCCAUGGCUACAUCACUCUCGUUCUUCUUCGUCACUUUCAUCUUCAGUGUCAUUAAUGUUCCAGCAGUUACAGGAGCUACCUGGUGCGUAGCAAGAAGUGACGCAAGCAACCAAGCAUUACAAACAGCUCUUGACUAUGCUUGUGGCGCUGGUGCUGAUUGUAGCCCCAUUCUCUCUAGUGGCUUAUGCUUCCUUCCUAAUACCAUUCAAGCUCAUGCUUCUUAUGCCUUUAAUAACUACUUUCAGCGCAAGGGCAUGGCCCCUGGCUCAUGUGACUUUUCGGGCACUGCCACUAUUGCUAAAACUGAUCCCAGCUAUGGAUCUUGUGUGUAUCCAUCUUCUUUAAGUAAAAUCCUGUGCUUUGUGGUGGAUCUAUCAAAGGUGUCUUGUUUGCAUCACUGCUGGAGGGACAACUACAAGCACAACGCCAACGACCACAAACAACAAUCCAAAUUCGCCAACAACGCCAAUGCCUACUACACCAGCCACUCCUGCUGGACUGAAUCCAGGAGUGACUCCACCUCUACCCCCGGAUAGUUCCAAAGCUUCUUUUGGGUUUAUGGCAGGAACAAUCUUAAUGUCUAUCUCCCUUCUGUUAGUUCUCUCCUUUACUUUAUGAUUCAUGUCAGUCUCUUAAAGCUAGAUACAUUUCCCUCACCGAAAGGAAGAGGCUUAUACAGUUUUGUUAGAAAGUGGGUGCCCUAUCUGUUGCUACCAUCUAGCUUUGUGUAGUAUUUGGUCUUUAGCCUGUCUUUUAUGUGGAAGCUGUUAAUGACAAAUUGAAUGGUAGAAGACUUGGUUGUUAUCAUUUAGUAGGCAAGAAGUUGCAGUAGCUGCCUCUGUGUUGUAAUCCAAUCUUUGUAGGUCCGAAAAUUCAAUUUAAAUGUUGAGAACUGAUUCUUUUAAACUC
This is a messenger RNA of Ricinus communis (castor bean), 1140 nucleotides long. Its product is annotated as PLASMODESMATA CALLOSE-BINDING PROTEIN 3. NCBI's taxonomy places the organism in Eukaryota, Viridiplantae, Streptophyta, Magnoliopsida, Malpighiales, Euphorbiaceae. The transcript has 4 exons. The record is from RefSeq and is a predicted model, not a curated record. The coding region runs from base 234 to 767 and encodes 177 amino acids.